AUGAGCUACGCAACCUGUUCCCAAGUCUCCCUAACCUGCCCCGUCGAAGCAACAACAUACGGCUACUACCCCAAUCUAGGCGGAAAUGCCUUCUUCACAGCCUUCUUCGCCGUAAUCUCCAUCGCACAACUCGGACUAGGAAUCCACUACCGAACAUGGACAUUCAUGGUCGCCAUCGGAAUCGGCGCAUUAAUGGAGAUGGCAGGCUACAUCGGCCGAGUCCUAAUGCAUUCAAACCCCUGGAACGCAGGCGCCUUCAAGCUCCAAAUCGUCUGUCUAGUGUUAGCACCUACAUUCGUCGCUGCAGGCGUAUAUUUAACAAUGAAGCAUAUCGUGCUGAAUCUGGGACCCGAACACUCGAAAAUGAAGCCUCGACUAUUUACAUGGAUCUUCAUCAGUUGUGAUAUUGGGUCUUUGAUUCUGCAGGCUGCGGGUGGUGGUGUUGCUGCUGCGGCUGGGAAUGAUGAUGCGGCUAUGCUGAAGGCGGGUGAUAAUAUUAUUAUUGCUGGUAUUGCGUUUCAGGUGGCUACGAUGUCUGUUUGUGGGAUAUUCGGACUGCAUUUCUUUUGGAAUGUUUCGCGGAAGGGGAAUGGGCUUGUUGGGGAGAAGAGUCUCGAGGGGACUAGCACGUCUACCGUCUCUCCUAGUCGGAUGCGGAUGGUUCUCGCUGCGGAGAUCUUUGCUUACUUCACCGUUCUGAUUCGGUGUAUUUAUCGUAUUCCCGAGAUGGCUGGUGGCUGGGGUAGCCCAUUGAUGCAAAAAGAGGACGAAUUCUUGGUAUUGGAUGGAAUGAUGAUCGCUCUCGCCUGUUUGGCCUUCACCAUCUUCCACCCAGGCCUGUUCAUUCCUUCGAUGCGCACCGGCCACAAGAGCCAAAACUAG
Molecule: messenger RNA, 882 nt
Organism: Penicillium angulare
Lineage: Eukaryota; Fungi; Ascomycota; Eurotiomycetes; Eurotiales; Aspergillaceae
Product: RTA1 domain-containing protein
Exons: 3
Coding region: 1-882 (293 amino acids)
Cellular component (GO): plasma membrane; fungal-type vacuole
Source: RefSeq, a predicted model, not a curated record